Molecule: messenger RNA, 1680 nt
Organism: Helobdella robusta
Lineage: Eukaryota; Metazoa; Annelida; Clitellata; Rhynchobdellida; Glossiphoniidae
Exons: 5
Coding region: 1-1680 (559 amino acids)
Source: RefSeq, a predicted model, not a curated record
AUGAGUGGGGACAAGUAUGGACCAUACCUUAGGGCCAGUAACAGUAAGACUGUAGAAACUGUUAAAACUGAAGUGUGCCUAAAUUUUAAAUUAUUCGCCUGGGUUCGAUCAUUGCUGCUGCAAACAGGCCAGGGCGUCUAUGUGCUGCAGAACUGGGAUUACUUCCGGUGCGAAGAAAUUAAGGAUACCUUUGAUGACGAGUAUGAAGAUGGUGACAGGUUUGGAGUGAAAGGUUUCAUCCUGUCAUUGUUCUCAACCUCGGAAGCUAUCUUAACGGCCAUAUUACUUCCGGUAGUCAUCUUUACUUUAUGGUUUGUGUGCUGCUGCGGUUUUAGAUCCGACAUCCUCUGCCGGAAGUCGUCUGCUGCUUCCGGAAAUCACGUGACAAAUUCGAUCGACAGAAACAUUUAUCGCUUCAGCGACUCGGAUGGGCGCGUCAAAUCUUGCUGCAUGUCAUGCUAUGACAGCUGCGGCUACGAAAUCGCCCAAACUUCAGACACGACAUAUCAAGAAAAGUCAACCACUAACAGCAGCAAAACUGCCAACGACUUCAACAGAUUCAGCCGCAACAGCCACACCAACGACGACGACGAAAAUAAUUGCGACGACGAUUUUUUCUGUAGCGAUUACGACGACGACACGCUCAACUACAAAAAUUCAAACAACAUCACCAUAUCUUACAUUGGAAAAUCUCCCAACAACAACCCCGUCAACCACAACAACCACAGCAGCAACAAAAACGUCAGCGACAGAAUAUCUUACGUCGAUAACCACACGCAACAACAUUAUCUCAAAUGCAUACCUAUCAGCUAUCUUCUAACGAACGCAUGCUCAAUAAACAACAACCACAACAACCCAAACGAUAACAACGACUAUUUCAACAACAACAACAACAUCAAAUACAUCAACAAAAAAUACAUCAACAACAACAUCAGUAGCAACAAAUCAAUAGCGUUCGUUCGACCAACCGUGUAUAGGUAUCAGCCAUGCAUGACCGGUGUUACAAGGAUGCAAGAGGAGUGCAGUACUUGCCUCGAAUACAACAACAAUUACAACAACAUCAAUAAUAUUGAAAACAACAACAACAUCAACAAUAUUAACAACAACAACAUCAACAACAAUAUCAACAGCAACAUCAACAACGGCAACAACAACAACAUCAAUAACAGUAACAUCAACAACAACAUCAACAACAACAACAUCAACAACAACAACAACAUCAACAACAACAAAACUAAUUCUAAUGACACCAACAGCAACAACACUAAUAGUAGUAACAUCAAUAACAGCAACAACAACACAAAAAAUAGUAGCAACAACACACAUAAGAAUGACAACAUCAUCCAUGAUGAUAAUAAUGCUGCCAGUAACAUUUACAAAGAUACUACCUCUACUAUAACUAUUACAACUUCUACUACUACUAUUAUUACUACUACUACUACUACUACUACUACUACUACUACUACUACUAUUUCUACAACUAAUAAUAAUAACACCGGAAACAACAACAAAAUUAUAACAGACAAUAAUAUCAACAACCGUAAUAUCACUGCUGUUAAAACCAACACAGAUUCUAUAGAAAACACUGUAAAACCAUUCAACAACAACAACAACAACAAUAAUAAUAAUAAUAAUGAUUAUAAUUAUAAUGAUAAUGACAAUUAUGUAGAAAUUAUUUAA